AUGUGCGGGAUUUUCUUCUCCUUAUCGUCUGUACCCAAAUUAUCGACCCCAGAGACACGUGCUUUACUGGAAAAGCGAGGCCCCGACUGCUGCCAAACGCACACUGUGCACAAGGAGAUCUCAGCACCAGAUGGAGGACCCCAAAGUUUUCACCUCACUUUCAUUUCAACGGUGCUGGCACUGAGGGGAGAUCAUAUUCACACUCAGCCACUCGUAGAUCAAGCUACCCAGUCAGUGCUCUGCUGGAAUGGGGAGGCUUGGAAGAUCGCGGGGGAGAGAGUCUCGGGAAAUGAUACCGAGCAAGUCUUUAACAUGUUUCUGCAGGCUGUGGCUGGCGAUCGCAAGGGCGCUGCUCAUAGACUGGGCGAGGCGGUUGCAAGUAUAUCCGGGCCGUUUGCCUUUGUUUUCUAUGAUGCAACGAAAUCACGACUCUUCUUUAGCAGAGACUGCCUAGGCCGAAGAUCUCUCCUGCAAGGGUACGAGGAUGAUGGGGCACUGAAAAUAUGUAGUCUGUGUGAUGGAUCUUCAUCGGCGCAUUUCAAGGAAGUGGGGUUUGAUGGGGUUUACAUGAUUGACCUUACAAGGUCUCAUGAUCUGUCUGCCUCUGAGGAUCAGUAUGGAAUUGAGACCUUGCCAUGGAGUUCAGACUUCUCAACACCAGCAGGCCAUAUUGUAAGUCAUUUUCCCCCUCUUGGAUUGCAAAACCCAAUAUCUGAUAUAGACUCACAGAAGAAUCCCAUUCCGCCGAUGAACAUGGAGGUUCCAUCGGAGCAGCCACCUCCGCUGACAUUGAAUACUCCAUUCGUUCAGGAGCUUGAAUCCAAACUUCGCCAAUCGCUUGCAUUAAGAAUUGAUGAAGUACCAGAGCCACCUGGUUAUAUUCAAGGGCGAAGUGCCAAAGUCGCCGUGCUCUUUUCGGGUGGCCUAGACUGUACACUCCUUGCACGUCUUUCUCAUGACAUUCUCCCCAUCGAGGAACCAAUCGAUCUUUUGAACGUCGCAUUUGAGAACCCUCGAGUGGCUGCUGCUGCUGCCGCGUCUUCAAAUCAGCAAAUUCUCCCCCCGUCCCUCCCCAUCUCAACAUAUGAAGCUUGCCCCGACCGAAUCACCGGCCGCUCGGCCUACAAUGAGUUGCAGAAAACAUGCCCAGGUCGAAAAUGGCGUUUUAUUGCCAUUGACGUUCCGUAUACUGAAACCCUCGCACAUCGAGAUCAUGUGAAGCGUCUUAUGCGACCGCAUAACACAGAAAUGGACUUAUCCAUCGCAUGUGCCCUAUACUUCGCCUCAAGAGGUCAAGGCACAAUCCACGAAAGUCAUGUUGAAUGCAAUCCCCUCACUAACACGGACGCAAAUACCUAUACCAGUUUUGCGCGAGUUCUACUGUCCGGCCUAGGCGCCGAUGAGCUAUUUGCAGGCUACGGUCGACACAGCGUCGCAUUUAGCCGCAGUGGAUUUGAGGGACUAGUGUCCGAAAUUCACUUGGACGUCAGCCGUCUGGGGCAAAGAAAUUUGGGCCGCGAUGAUCGUAUUCUUUCCCACUGGGGACGUGAAACCCGCUUCCCUUACCUGGACGAAGACUUUGUUGCUUGGGUACUCCGUGCCCCAGUUUGGGUGAAAUGCGGAUUUGGGCUUACGAAUAUAAGUGAGGGCCAUGACACAAAUGAAACAAUCGUAGGUAUUGACGCGGAGAAAAUGGCCCUUCGGCUUGUUGCACUUCGGCUCGGCUUGCGCAAUGUCGCACGUGAGAAGAAGCGCGCCAUUCAAUUUGGUGCUCGCACCGCGAAAAUGGAGAAAGGCCGGACGAAAGGUACCGAUGCCCUCAGCUGA
Molecule: messenger RNA, 1827 nt
Organism: Penicillium longicatenatum
Lineage: Eukaryota; Fungi; Ascomycota; Eurotiomycetes; Eurotiales; Aspergillaceae
Product: asparagine synthetase domain-containing protein
Exons: 1
Coding region: 1-1827 (608 amino acids)
Molecular function (GO): asparagine synthase (glutamine-hydrolyzing) activity
Source: RefSeq, a predicted model, not a curated record